Messenger RNA from Branchiostoma floridae (Florida lancelet), 2962 nucleotides. RefSeq lists its product as uncharacterized. NCBI's taxonomy places the organism in Eukaryota, Metazoa, Chordata, Leptocardii, Amphioxiformes, Branchiostomatidae. The record is from RefSeq and is a predicted model, not a curated record.
CUCCGUUAUAUUUUGGAAACAUGGCGACGUAGCAACAGGUGGUAUCGACUUCUACUGUAAACUUCGUCCGAAGAAUCGCCGGACAAUGCACUUGACAUUUCCCAAACGCAAGGGAUACUACACAUGGGAGGAGUUACGAUGCCUGGCCAGGGCCCUGGGUUACCAGGUGGACGUUUUCGAGCGGGUCAUACCGGACUUUGCCGAGGGCGAGCCCGGCGUGAGUUUCCGACAGGUGUGCCGGUUGAUGGAGUUGAACUUCUUCAACGAGGCGUUCCACCUGACGUACAAUUUACACACGGCGCACUACAACUGCCAGCUCAUCAAGAAAUGUCUCGUCCUCCUGGACCAUCGCUUCCUCAAUUUUCAGGAGAUCCACGAAAUACGGGUGGCUUACGUGGCCUACGAGCAUCACGAUAUGCACGGAAUGAUAAUAAACGAGAAGUCGUUGUUGCGCACCCUCAAGAUGUGCGACCGCACGGUGGCACCUCUAAAACUGAUGCACAGAGUUAAACACCUGAAGGAAAACUACGAGGCCAAGGGACGCAUUCAGAUUUACGAGUUCAUGGAUCUCCUCAUCCUGUGCAAGAUGUGGGACGACGUCAACAUUAGGGACACUCGCGUUAAGGGGCCGGACAAAAACUGGAGAAAACUGUACCAGAUGGAUAAAGUCAAAGAAGUCUUCCAUACGUACGACGAGAAGGUUUUCGAGCUCCUGAACAAGGAGUUUGAGGAAACGGAGCUGAACUACGGAGACGUGAGUUUCGGUGACAGAAAACAGUUCCGAGAAAAUCCCGUCGACAAAGACAAAAACACAGAACAGUUCAAGACUCAUAGCACCACGUAUAAGCGGCUUCAAAAAAUUAUAGAUAGCACCACUCAGCAAGUGAUAUCAGCACGGGCGCACGGGGUAGCGAACAAGAAUAGGCCGGCGUCUGCUUCGCUUUUAGAAGACAAUUUGGACUCGUCUCCCGAAAGAUCCGUAUCUCCUCCAGGUUUAGGAAGAAGAGCAUCGGACAACAAAAGUUUUGAAAGAGGAAGCAAAAAUAAUCAGCACUACGAUAGAUCCAAGCGCAUGUCGGUAGUCUCUGCGCGAAGCAGCGUGUCGCACGUGUCGGGGUCGCGCGGCCACUUGGCCAGGUCCCUUGGCAGGAAGAGCCGAGCCACCACCGCCACGUCGCGGCGGCAGUCGUCGGUAGGAAAGAUCACGGAGUCGGACUGGACGCUGAUCGUGCCCGUGCCGAAGUUAAAGACUCCCGACUACAAGAGACCAAAAACUGGCAGGCUGGUAACGGAGGACGACUUGGAGAGGCAAAAUGACGAGUUGAAAAAGUUGCAGUAUAAUCUAGAAACAUUAGAAGUGAAGACGAAGGUCCAUCUCGACGAGGACAUCGACAUCGCGCUAGGGAAGGGUUUCCGGAUACGGUCGGCGAAACGGAAGGCCGAAGCCGAGAGGAAUCGUCCACCGGACCCCAAGCCUCGGCCCCCACCCCGGUCUCCCGUUCCGUCCCCGGAAUCCCUCCGUAGACUCUCCAGCCCCCGACCCACCACUCCGAAAGGACAUUCCAACCUGUGCGACGCGGUCAAGUUGGGAAUCGCUCCCACCGCAGACGAUUCGCGCAGUGAAAAAUCAGGCAAGAGAGGACACAAGAAGAAGAAGAAGAAAAAGUCGAGCAAAAAGAAAGCCAAGGGACACCAGUUUUCGUUUUCGAUGGGUGGCAGAUCGCGUAUGAUGAGCGCUUGGGACGACGAUGAGACAAGUACUGAUACAGAAGGCGGCUCUACGUUUUCGAGCAUGACAGACGAUAGAAUUCCAAUUCAAGGAGACAAACCCUCCAUCCUUAAAGACAUUCUCUAUGGAGUCGAAGACGACGAAAUAGAUGAAGAUGACAUCCAAGAGCAAUAUUCAAACGUCAGUGUACCAUCGACGCCGGGCACGCCAUCUGACUCUGCAGGACGCGACAGAAUCGUCGUGACUCCACCAGAGUUCCCGCCAAAACCGCCUCCCCAACCCCCAACUUCUACUUCAUCUGGGGUUAGAAACAAACCGCGUGAAAAGAAGGCCCACGAGCCCAAACGGAAGGCUGAACCUCCCGGUACUAAAGGUCUCGGUCAAAGACAGCUCUCCACCAUCCUCGAGUCGGAGCUACAGAGGGAAGAAGACGAAUUCGAAGUUGGCUCCGAGGACGGGGAUGCCGAGCAGAAAGCGUGGAGAGAAUGGAUGAAGUACGGGCAAGCAGAGGACUAUAUAGAGGAGGAGGAGGAGGAAGAACAACGCCCAGAUGAUGAAAAGAAGGGUAGCACUAGUAGAAGAAGCAGCAGGGUUCGGUCAGUUUCGGUCGUCACAGAAGAACAGGACGACGAAGACGACUCGGACUUCUGGAAGGACAUCACCAGCGAGACCGUCGCUCAGGCGGUGGUGAAAAACAUCAAGAUGGAGGAGGCGGCUGUUGAGCAGAAGUUUUCUCCCAGUCUGACGCGGCUGGAGAAGCUGCAGAUGGAGUACCACGCGAGGACAAGACCAGCCAAGCCCACCAUAGUACAGGCGCGGCGGUUGGUGGGCAGGGUGAGAGAAGAGGCGUCCAAAGGGCUGAAGAAGGCUCUACUGCGCCCUCUGUCGUAAAACGGAUAGUACUGUUCAACCAUAUUAUGAUAGUAAGGUGGGUGCACAUGUGCGUAUGUCUUUAAGUCCGUAUGAGGUCCUUAUGGAAGUUUUAGCCUCUACCAGGCUCCACAGGUCGUUGGCACAUAUAAGCAGAUAACAUGCCAGGAAAGUAAGCUAGUCGCAAAUCAUACUCCUCGGCUAGAUAACUCGUUUGUCAUGUUAUCUGUCUAUAUUUGUCCAAUUUCUACUAUUUUUCCAUUGACCUGUGGAGCCUGGUAGAAGUUAAAACUUCCAUACGGACCUCAAACGCACUUGAAAAUAUACGCACGUGUGGACCCACUUGUACCAAGGUCGCCAGUG